AUGGGGAAACUGGAGGCUGAAUGGAUUGAGAAGCAGCUGCAGUACAAGACUAGAGUGGCGACGCUAGAGAAAGAGUAUAGGACAGCAUGGCAGGGUUUCUUUGCUAGCGCGGGUACCUCCACUUCAUCCUCAGGUUUUGUUUCGCUAGCAGAAGUGAAUAAGAUGCUUGAAGAGAUGGAUACGUUAAGAGUGGAAGAUGUACGUAAGAUGAAACAUCAGCUAACGAAGCUGAGUAGCAAGCUGCGCGAUGUCCAGGCGAAGGUAGAGGAGAUCGCGAAUGGAGACCAAUUUUUCUCGGAGCUCCAGGAAAGAAUUGACGUCAUGGAAGCAGCUCUAGCGCAGUUUCAGCUGGACCAACUGCAACAUUUUGAGGGGCAUAUGCUAAAGGAGAAGGUGAUCGAGAAAGAAUUAUCUGCAUUUAUGGAGAAGAUGGAAGGUUGGGAGAAUGAGACGCCGUCGAGGUUAAGUCGAGGUGGUGCCAGCUCUGCGUAUUUGGGUCCAAGAAUGACACAUGAGAUUGGUAUGAUGAAUCGGGUACGUAGGCUAAACGAAGCAAUUCUUCGGUCCGGUGGACUAAAGGGUGGGUGGGAUAGUCGUGAGCAUGCCGCAUUUACCUCACUCGACUAUGAAACAAGAGUUGCACGAUUCCUCCGCAGGUGUAUGAGAAAGAUUGUCACUCAGACAGAGAGCUCUGUACGAUCGCAUUUCGAGUGGUAUUUUCGCCAUCUCGAGCUGGUAGAGGAGAAAAAGCGCGUGAUCCAGGACUGGAAAGCGCGAAAGGAAGAAGACCGCCAGCAUAUUAUUAGCUCAAAGUUGAAGUCACGAGAGAAGACGGAGCGCCUGUUAGAACAGUGGAAACGAGAAAAGAAACAGAAAGAAGUGGAGAAGGAACAGCGAAGACGAGAGCUACAAAAGAAACGCGACGCGGUAGAAGCAAAGCGGAAACAAGAGCAAUUGGAUGCCAAGCAGAAAAUUAUACUGUACAAAAUGCAGAAAGAGCAAGAGGCCAUGAUGUUGGAUCGCACUGAUUUAGUCGAGCGGUCUCGAAUCGCUAUUGAGUACGCGAAGGCAAAACGUCUACGGCUUCAACAGAUUGAAGAACGAAAACAGCGGCAACAACAGCUACCUCCUCGUCCAGAGACUAAAACAACGGACGAACAUGCUAGCCCUGUGCCAAAACAAGCGAUGGUGUUUAACGCGACAGAAGCUUCCAAAGCGCGAGGUCUUAGUAAGGAAGAGAUUCGGAGAAAAGAACGACGAAGAGAACGUCAAAGCGCGCAUGACGCUUACAUUCCGGGUAAGAAAGCAAUCCCCGACGUCAAGUUCAAGAGCUUCGGACACAUUCCAAUUCAGCCACGCGCAAUUCCAGCAUGGAGAAAGAAUAUUUAA
This is a messenger RNA of Phytophthora infestans T30-4, 1389 nucleotides long. RefSeq lists its product as uncharacterized. The record is from RefSeq and is a predicted model, not a curated record. The coding region runs from base 1 to 1389 and encodes 462 amino acids. The transcript has 6 exons. NCBI's taxonomy places the organism in Eukaryota, Oomycota, Peronosporomycetes, Peronosporales, Peronosporaceae.